GUGACCGGUGUGUAUCGCGUCACAAUGGCGGUGUGUAUAGCUGUCAUCGCGAAGGAGAACUAUCCUCUGUACAUUCGCAGCGUUCCUACACAGGGAGAACUGAAGUUUCACUACACAGUGCACACUUCUCUGGAUGUAGUAGAGGAGAAGAUCUCUGGUGUGGGUAAAGCCCUGGCUGACCAGAGAGAGCUUUAUCUGGGACUCCUGUAUCCAACGGAGGACUACAAAGUGUAUGGCUAUGUGACAAACUCUAAGGUGAAGUUUGUGAUCGUUGUUGAUUCGUCCAACACAUCUCUGCGAGACAACGAGAUUAGAAGUAUGUUCAGAAAACUACACAACUCUUUCACUGAUGUAAUGUGUAACCCAUUCUACAAUCCUGGUGAUCAAAUUCAAUCCAAGGUGUUUGAUAGUAUCGUUUCAGCUAUGAUGGUGCAGGCUUCCUGAAAUCAUUUCCUCUACUGUAUAUAACUUCACAUCAGUGUCUGUUUGUAAAAUCUGUCAAAUGAAAAUAAAUGUUCAUUCUUCUUUCAAGCUUCAUUCGUGUUUAAUGAAAUGACUUGUGUAUUUGAUUCCAUUUACAUUUUAAGCACUGAAAAAGCAAAAGUACUGAAAUUGACAAAUGUCAGCCUCUCACAGGCACAAUAUUCUUUCAAAGAAAGAAACUGUAUAAAAUAGAAAUAAAAUUGUA
This is a messenger RNA of Xyrauchen texanus (razorback sucker), 688 nucleotides long. It is a transcript of the gene trappc2l, whose product is annotated as trafficking protein particle complex subunit 2L. The transcript has 5 exons. NCBI's taxonomy places the organism in Eukaryota, Metazoa, Chordata, Actinopteri, Cypriniformes, Catostomidae. Gene Ontology annotation, cellular component: cytoplasm; nucleus; TRAPP complex. Bases 25 to 444 code for a protein of 139 amino acids. The record is from RefSeq and is a predicted model, not a curated record. Gene Ontology annotation, biological process: endoplasmic reticulum to Golgi vesicle-mediated transport.